AUGAUUAAGAGUGACACCAAGGGCGAGAGGCAGCCGAGGAAAGUCCGAUUUCGCAUCGCCUCUUCGCAUAGCGGGAGGGUGCUCAAGGAGGUGUAUGCGGAUGGAGAAACCUCCGACUCCCUGGAUUCCGAAUGCACGAGCAGCUCCGAGACGGACCAGAGCCGGCUCAGUGAAUCGGAUGGGCAGCACAAUGGAAACCUGGGAUCCGAGUACGACGAGAAUGAGAAAGAGUCGGAUGAUAUGUUCAUUUUCAUGAGAGCCGCCAAAGAGAGGGGAUUCGGCGCGAAAAGGGUCAACAUCCUCAGCAAAAACGGUACAGUCCGAGGGGUCAAGCACAAAGUCAGUGCGGGUCAAGUUAUCUUUGACAAUUUGUCGAAAGUGUUCCAGCAGCCCAAUAUGUUUUUGGAGUAUGGGCGCAUAAUAAUUUACACAACCAGCCUUCGAGUGGUGAGAACAACUUUUGAAAGAUGUGAGCUGGUUCGAAAGAUCUUCCAAAACCACCGAGUGAAAUUUGAAGAGAAGAACAUUGCCCUGAAUGGUGACUACGGGAAAGAACUCGAUGAGCGAUGCAGAAGAGUCGGUGAAACCCCAUCACUACCCGUUGUGUUCAUUGAAGGCCAGUACUUGGGGGGUGCUGAGAAAAUUUUGUCAAUGAAUGAAUCGGGGGAACUGCAGGAUCUCUUAACCAAAAUUGAGAGAGUUCAGCACCCCCAUGCAUGCCUCUCCUGCGGGGGCUUUGGUUUUAUUCCGUGCUCAGCGUGCCAUGGGAGCAAGAUGUCCGUCUUUCGGAACUGUUUUACAGACUCAUUCAAGGCCCUCAAGUGCACCGCUUGCAAUGAGAAUGGGUUGCAACGCUGCAAGAGCUGCCUGAGCUAA
Gekko japonicus is the source of this 876-nucleotide messenger RNA. RefSeq names its product glutaredoxin, cysteine rich 1 (gene GRXCR1). Gene Ontology annotation, biological process: sensory perception of sound; inner ear receptor cell stereocilium organization. The transcript is spliced from 5 exons. NCBI's taxonomy places the organism in Eukaryota, Metazoa, Chordata, Lepidosauria, Squamata, Gekkonidae. Bases 1 to 876 code for a protein of 291 amino acids. Gene Ontology annotation, cellular component: stereocilium; kinocilium. The record is from RefSeq and is a predicted model, not a curated record.